This is a messenger RNA of Symphalangus syndactylus (siamang), 11662 nucleotides long. It is a transcript of the gene PRKAB2, whose product is annotated as protein kinase AMP-activated non-catalytic subunit beta 2. Gene Ontology annotation, cellular component: nucleotide-activated protein kinase complex; nucleus; cytoplasm. NCBI's taxonomy places the organism in Eukaryota, Metazoa, Chordata, Mammalia, Primates, Hylobatidae. The record is from RefSeq and is a predicted model, not a curated record. Gene Ontology annotation, biological process: signal transduction. Gene Ontology annotation, molecular function: protein kinase binding.
CCCUCAUCAGCUGGUUGAGGUAGUGUUCUUUCUCCUUUCCAUACUGGGCUCUUUGAAAAACAUUUACUAGGCUUGACUCACGCUUAUGGGGUGGAGAAUUAUGUUCCAUCUUCUCGAGGGUACAGUACAUAAAUUUUUUGGAAUUUUUCAAUAUGAGAAUUAUCUCCCAAUUAUUUGUUUCUUCAAUCAUUUACUUCUAUCAGUAGGAACUCAUGGAUCUUAUUUUAUAAUUUGGGUUAAAUCCAGUGCUGAAUUACUUAUUUUUUGAAUUAUUCUAGCUUUAGCCAUUGGGAGCUCUUUUAGUUGGCUCCUAUGUCACUUUGAUAUACCAUCAGUUUUUUGUGUCUUUUUAAAGCACUUGUUUAUUUCCUGGCACUAUAAGAUGUUUCAGACUCAUCUUGUAUAUCCCCUGCCCCAGUCCUAGAAUUAGGCAUUUUUCUCAAGGGCUCUGGUUCCCUUUGUUGGAGAACAGUAUUAGAAACAAAGAACUGGAUGCUGGGUGUGCUCCUUGCUUCUGCUUGUCAUUGCUUCUAGGCCUUCGGAGGACAGAACUUGGAAAUAUUUGUGUGUAUACUAAUGUAUUACACAUGAAUCCACAUGUAUUUUUAAGUAUUUCUAUAUUUACCCAUCUGUAUCUAUAUUAAGCUAAACAUUUCAUAUUGAUGCCUCCUACCCUAACCUAGGAUUUAAUGAUCACAUGCCUACUCCUCUCAUUUUACAGAUGAGAAAAUUUAUGGCUAAAAAGAUAGAAGUACUUGCCCUACAUCAAAUAAUUUUAGAGUUGGCAGCCUAUUUGUACCAAAUUAAUACUCACAUGGUGAUGAUAUAUACAUAGUAGAUUCAUAGUUAAUGAAGAUGCUAAUUGGGAUACUAAUUAUUCCAGUAAUGUAUAUCUAUAAUUUUAGAGGAAAUUUUCAGUGAAUAUUUAGUCACAGUAUCAUUAUACCCCAUAUCUAUUUAGAGUUGUAGUAGUUUCCUUAGAGAUUUCCAGAGCGUGUGCUCCUCUAGAGCAGGGGUGGCUCAGCAAAAGCUCAAGAAGUAUUGGGGCCCUCAAUCAAGGUUUGUUGAAAUAAAUGGACUAUACUUAUCAAGAAAUGCUGGCUAAAUAUUUAACCUGCACCUCAUUUAUAAAAUGGAAUAUCAUGGAUCAUCUGUUCUGCUUACCCUCAUAGGGUGGUUCUGAGGAUCACAUGACGGAAUUUACAUGCAAAUCCUUUGGAAUCUGAAAGGAAAAAUUAUGAUACUAUUUGGGGAAAAUUCUAUACCUUUGAAUUGGGUCUAUCUUCCUUUAGGUGAGCAGAAUCACUACUAUUUCUCUGCCUGUAUAAAAACUAUAAAAAGAUUAAAAUCAAUGGUAUUUGUUUUAAAAAUAAUUAGUUUACCCAAUGGUUAAGUAGUCUCUUGUGUAUAAACUCGUAUAUUUUGCUACUGCUGAUUUUAUUAAUAGUUUUUAAUUUAGGCAUAAUUUUCAUACAAUAAAAACUUACUUUUUAUUGUACAGUUUGGUGACUAUCAAUAACUCCACUAUAGUCAAGAUACAGACCUGUUCCACAUCUCCCCUUCAAAAUUUCUUCAUGCCCUCUUGUAGUCAAUCACUCCCCACCUCCCAUCCCCAAGUCCUGGCAAACACUGAUUUGUUUUCUGACCGUAUAGUCUUCCUUUUUCCAGAAUGUUACAUAAGUGGAGCCUGGCUUCUUUUACUUCCCAUAAUGCAUUUGAGAUUCAUCAAUAUUAUUGUAUGUAUCGAGUUAUUCCUUUUUAUUACUGAGUAGAAUUCCAUUUAUAGCUAUGAUACAUUUUAAUUAUUGAUUCACCAGAUGUAUUAGCCUAUUUUCACACUGCUAUAAAGACAUACGUCAGACUAGGUAAUUUAUAAAGAAAAGAGGUUUAAUUUACUUAUAGUUCUGCAUGGCUGGGGAGGCCUUCAGAAACUUAACAGUUAUGGUAGAAUGGGAAGCAAGCUCAUCUUAUGUGGCACAGGGGAGAGACAGUGAGUGUGUGUGAAUGAAGGAAGAACUGCCAAACACUUUUAAAACCAUCAGCUCUGGUGAGAAUUCAUGCCCUAUCACAAGAACAGCAUGGGGGAAACCGCCCCCAUGAUCCAAUCACUUCCCUCCCUUGACAUGUGGAGAUAACUUAUAGGUCCUUCCUUCAACACGUGGGUAUUACAAUUUGAGAUGAGAUUUGGGUGGGGACACAGAACCAAACCAUAUCACCAGAUGAAGGACAUUACGUUUUUUCCAUUUUAGGGUUUGUGUUUUUUCUAUUAUAUGAAUAAAGACAUACAUGUGUUUACAGGCUUUGUGUGAACUUGUUUUUAUGUCACUUGGAUAAAUACCCAGGAGUGGGAAUUACUAUGCUGCAUGAUUAAGUAAAUGUUUAACUUUAUAAAAAACAUCAGAUAGUUUUUUGAAACAGUAACCAUCAAGAUCAGAUGUUACACCUAUCCUUGGUCAUAAAUGGAGGAUGAAACUUGGUGAGUGGAGAUGGGAAUAUAAACCUCCAGAUGCCCAAUUUAACCUGUCAUCCACUUCUGUAAAAUCAAUAUACUCUUCCCUCAUUCUCACAUCCUCACCUCUCAGAGGAAGCGAGAUCUCUUUAGCAGUGUGUGUAAAAGCUUGCAUGUGAGGCUGCCCAUGUUAUUUUUCUGUUUAUUAGGCAGAAUGAUUGAUCUGAGGAGACCAGUGGCAAUGACAUCCUAGAUACAGUAACAUCAGGACAACCCAUUACUUUUCCUAUUACCUCCUUCUUUUCCUUCCCUCUAGAAAGAAAGAAGAGGAUUGGGGUGACAGCAAUAAAUCUAAAGGGAACAAUUAUACUGAUACUGGUUAAGAGGAUCUUGUAUCUUUACCUAUUUAUUCCUGAAUCUAAGAAAAAAAAAAAAGGAAUUUGGGACUAACGAGAAUUCAUUCUUCCUACAGUGUCACAUUACAUUUGUUCUGUGUCAAAAACAUGCAAUAUUCAAAACUGACUUUUAUUAUUAACUGUUGAGUGACUUACAAAUGUUGUUAGAGCAGAGCAGGGCAGAACAGUGUCAUGGAUAAUCUUCCAAAGCAGAUAAUUCAAAAGUCAUUUCCAUUUAGCUGUGCAAAAACAGUUUAUUUCUCUCCUUCAGUUUUCCAUUGGCUAACAUACUUAGUUUGUUUCUGCUAAGCUGAUUUGACUACUGCAAGGAAAUACAUACCAAGGACAUAUUAUUUCGCAUGGUGAAACCACCUUGGGGUCAGAAAACUGAAUACUACACAAGUCAAGGUUUAAUGUAUUAUAUUUUCAAGGGCCUUGCUUCAGUGUCCUAUGGUAAGGAAUUGAGGGGUGGAGGGAGAAAAGUAGGGAUAACCAAAAAGGAUGUACUCAGACAGUAAAGAUUUUGGAGGGGUGAGCAAGAAGUUGCAGUAAAAACGUGCCUUUUUUUGUUGUUGUUCCUGUAAACUGUCUUUGGUUUAUAAGCCAAAGAAUGAGUUUAUAAGGGGCAGAGAAAAGAAUGGGGGAGUAGUGAAUUUGUUGUACUUAAGUGAGCUGUCAACUUCAUAAUAUAAAAAUGAACUUUUCAGCAAAUAGAGCUGCUCACUCAGAAAGGGUGGCCUAUGUAACUUGGGGUUCCCCAUCAUUGGCCGUGUUUAAGCCUAAGUGGCAUAUUUGGUUAGAAAUGGAUUACAGUAAACAGUAUUCCUGAAUCCUUCAUUCCGCAAAUGCAAAAGCCUACUCUGUAUAAGGUACAUGCAGAAUAUGAAAAGGUAUCAAAUCUGGAUCUGCUCUCUGCCAGCUGUCAAAGCAUUGCGUCUCACACAUGUUAAUGUGAUCUUGUUAAAAUGCAGAUUCUGAACCCUGGGGAUGGGUUCUGCAUUUCUAACAGGCUCCCAGGUGAUGCCAAUGCUGCUGGUCUGUGUAACACAGUGAUAAACGUUUCUAGUAGAGAAGGAGACAUGCAAAUACUUAUAAUACAAAGGUAAGUACCUUAGGGAUUCCACUAAUUUUCAUAAAAAACCUGGAUCCCUCCCAACCCUAGGGCUGUCUUUGCCCUUUUUAUACCUUUAGUGUUCCUUCUGAUGUUUUCGUUGUUGCUAUCUUCCUUGAAUUUUAUUUCUUCUGAGGUUUCUCACUGCGUAUGCUGUUUCUUAGCCUAGGAGAGCCUUUUCGCUCUUCUCCUAAGACUAACAUUUUACUAAUUUGUCAAGGUCUAGCUCCUAAACACGCCAUCUUGAAUUCUUCCCUGCGACCCCAGUCGGGCUGACAGCUCCUUCCUUGUCGCUCCCCAUUGAACAGGUUUUUCUUGGGGCGGGGGGAGGGGGACGGAGUAUCGCUGAGUCGCCAGGCUGGAGUGCAAUGGCGCGAUCUCGGCUCACAGCAACCUCCGCCUCCCGGGUUCAAGCGAUUCUUCUGCCUCAUCCUCCCAAGUAGCUGGGACUUCCGGCGCACGCCACCACGCCCAGCUAAUUUUUGUAUUUUUAGUAGAGACCGGGUUUCACCUUGUUGGCCAGGGUGGUUUUGAUCUCCUAACCUCAUGAUCCGCUCGCCUCGGCCUCCCAAAGUGCUGGGAUUACAGGCGUGAGCCACCGCGCCCGGUCAGAACAGUUUUAACCUCCAGCAAUGACCACUGCUUCCUUCUGCCUGCAGUUGGAAGUCAGUUUCAGUUUUCCUAUUCCCUAUAAGGAACCCACCUCUCCGGUCGCCUAACACACAGAUGCUAUCCAGAAAACGUGCUGGCGCACCUGAGGCGGGGUAGAAAGCCGCGUCGCUCCUCCCGGCAACGAGCACCGGAACCCAGGGAGGAGGCCUCCGAGUGUCAUUUGGGGACGUCCCUUCUGCCGGGUAGUCUCAGAGGCCGAGCGCUCCUAUGAUCCCGAGCGCAGUUUCCCCAGGCGGGACAGGCCCUGCCUGGCGCCCCCUCCUGGCGCUGGAGGCUGCGUGCGACUGCCCACCAUCGAGGCGGCGGCGGCGGCUAGAGAGGCCAGCGGGUCCCGAGCGCGGAGACAGCCGGCCGCAGGGAACGCGCACGGGGCGGACUCCGCGCCGCCGGCCUUGUAGCCAUUUUAGGAGGAAUCGCUGAUCGCCAGCGAGGGGUGCGGCUUCAAUUUCAAUAACUUUAUUGGUGGCCUGAUCUGCAGAACAGCCAUCACAUCAGUGGCCCUUGGAGGAGGGAGCGCAUCGCCCGAGGUGGUCCCCGACAAGCUGCAGCCAUGGGAAACACCACCAGCGACCGGGUGUCCGGGGAGCGCCACGGCGCCAAGGCUGCACGCUCCGAGGGCGCAGGCGGCCAUGCCCCUGGGAAGGAGCACAAGAUCAUGGUGGGGAGUACGGACGACCCCAGCGUGUUCAGCCUCCCCGACUCCAAGCUCCCUGGGGACAAAGAGUUUGUAUCAUGGCAGCAGGAUUUGGAGGACUCCGUAAAGCCCACACAGCAGGCCCGGCCCACUGUUAUCCGCUGGUCUGAAGGAGGCAAGGAGGUCUUCAUCUCUGGGUCCUUCAACAAUUGGAGCACCAAGAUUCCACUGAUUAAAAGCCAUAAUGACUUUGUUGCCAUCCUGGACCUCCCUGAGGGAGAGCACCAAUACAAGUUCUUUGUGGAUGGACAGUGGGUUCAUGAUCCAUCAGAGCCUGUGGUUACCAGUCAGCUUGGCACAAUUAACAAUUUGAUCCAUGUCAAGAAAUCUGAUUUUGAGGUGUUCGAUGCUUUAAAGUUAGAUUCUAUGGAAAGUUCUGAGACAUCUUGUAGAGACCUUUCCAGCUCACCCCCAGGGCCUUAUGGUCAAGAAAUGUAUGUGUUUCGAUCCGAGGAAAGAUUCAAGUCCCCACCCAUCCUUCCUCCUCAUCUACUUCAAGUUAUUCUUAACAAAGACACUAAUAUUUCUUGUGACCCAGCCUUACUCCCUGAGCCCAACCAUGUUAUGCUGAACCAUCUCUAUGCAUUGUCCAUUAAGAUAAAGAAACUAAGGCUCAGAGAAGGUCAAAUUACCAGUAAGUACCAGAGACAGGACUGCUGAGGUCCAGUCCUCCUAUGCUGACUUCAUAUUCUUUCCUAUAUUAUCAUUAUGCCAGGUCUUUCCAAGUAGGUUUUUCUUAGGUAUUCCUCAUUUCCACUAAACCUGUGGAAGCGUAAAAGUGAAUUUUUUUACCUGCCUUGCUUCUGUCUUAUUUAGGCUUUGUGUCAACAUGACUCUGGAGUGUUAACCUGAGAAGCAUUCAUGGUGCAUAAUACAGUACGGGGGAAGGUAGAAGGAUACACUUGUUCUUAUCGGAUUUGCUUGGGUUCUUUGGGAUCUGAUGGAUUUUGCCUCCUGUAACUGCUCCUUGGGUGUCAUUUAAUUUGCCUAGGCUUGCCAUCUCCUCCUGUGGUACAUCUGUAGUCUGCAACACAGCCUGGGAAAUGGUACCUCUUGCUCUCUUCUUACUGGUUCUGACUCAGGUGAAGGUGUUGAUUAUUGUGGCUUAGCUUAGUUCUGACCCAUUCCUGAUUCUCUCAGAUUGUUUAGGCGGUUUGGAAUUGUUCCAUUGGAUUGAGUGUCUUUCUGAAGAGGAUUUUGGCAUCUACUUUGUUCAAGGAUAGAGAGGGAUUCCUAGGUUCCCUCUAAAUCAGAGAGAUCUUUUUGAAGUCAUCCCUGGUAUUAAAUGGAAAUUAGACCUGCUUUGGGACUUGGAAAUAGUUUUUCAGAAGGAUUGUUCCAUUUUUUCUCAUUGUCUUUAAGACUUUCUUCUAGCAAUGGAUGCCAGAAUAUUUUGUUCUUUUUUUUUUUUUUUCUUUGCUAGUUUUAGGCCCAACAUUAGAAUUUAAAGUAGGGAAGGGAGCAAGGUAGGAGACCAUUAUUUCUUCAGCACUUUUAUGUGUCAGAAACUGUGUCAGAUAUUCUCAUGUAAUCAUCAGAGCCACCUUAAUGGUAGGUGUUAUCUUUUGUAAUGAUGAGAUAAAAAGACUUGGACACACUAAGUAGAUUACCCAAGGCCACAAAUAGAAUGAUGAUAGGAGUCAGAAUUGGAACUAAAACUUAUCUGACCUCCUUCUCUUAUAUCAAACUACCUCUGUUAAAAGUGACUGUGAAGGACCGAUGACUGGGAAGAGCUACCUACUGUCUGAACUAAUGAAUUAGCUGCGUGUGUUUCUUUUCCUUGCAGGACAGUGUGAUGGUCCUUAGCGCAACCCAUCGCUACAAGAAGAAGUAUGUUACUACUCUGCUAUACAAGCCUAUCUGAAGGGAUCCCUUCUUGCCUCUAAGGAUUCAGGAGAAGCAUCUCCCUUGCCUUUCUGGACUGAACCAGUCUUACCUGAGACUGGAAGGCUGAUUUGCUUUGAGGCUGAUAUGUGUGUUUCAGAGCCUCUGAGUAGGAUGCUCUGCUUUUGCAUUUGAUUGCAGAUGAGAGCUUUAUGAGUUCACGGAAUUUAUUUUAAGAAAAAAAUAUAUACAUAUGAGAAGAAGGUAAAUGGAAGCCUCCUAGCCCCAUCUAGAAGUAUUGUUUCUGCCUGUGGGUUUUCACCAGGACCUGUUUGGGGGCACUGCAGGAAUAACUAUAUAGGAAGAUUUUUCCUAAAAUGAAAGAACAGCAAACUCUUAGGAUCCUUGUUGGGUAGAGAUUCUAUCACUUCUACCUUGGCUCUCCAAGGAAUGGGCUUGUGCUAGACCGCUGCCCAACUUACAGCUGCCUCAUUGCAAGGGCAGCUUUUCUUGCAUGGGUUCUCUAUAUUCCCAGAGUAUGUGGCACAAUCUGUGUUGUUUAUAUGAUACCAGAUGCCCCACAAGAACCUUUUUCCUCUCAUUUCACAUUCUUCCUUUAAUAGCCUCCUUCAGAUCCCAUACCUGACCCCUCUCUAACACAAAACUCAUUGGGUAAGUGACUUUGAAAAGUUUUGUGGCACCUGACCCACCCCAGACACUAGGGCUAUCAGAAGGUCUCCUUUUUAGCCCAGCACAGGCCCAGGUCACUUUGUCGUGUUUGUUUUAACUUCCAAAGAAAGUAUGUCUCAGCAUUAUAAGAAAGGCAGAAUGCAGAACAUCUACAUUUUUGUUUUAGUUUGGUGCCAAGGCUCAGGCUGUAUUGGCAAAUUCCCGAAAGUUUUCCCACCUUUGCCUGGCCCUGCUUCUGUCUUUUCUUUCUCAGCAAACAGUUCUGAAGGCAGGAGUGGAACCCGGGAGUAUUUUCAUGUCUUUCAUCCUUGAAAGAUUUUUAUGUGCCUGCAUUUUUUUUUAAUUAAAAAAUGCCUUUUCAUUGGUCUUAAGAGACUGCAUUGGAGAAUUUCAGGCUUUUGAUAAAUGCUUCUUCAAAGAGAUUUUCUUCUCUAGUCUAGCCUUCCACAUUCUUAGAUUAAUAUGGCCAACCCUGUACACAUCACUACACUAAACAUUGCUCUAGAUAAACUGCUCAAGUUCAUUUAUCUCAUUUGAUGCACCUAAAGGGGUCCCUCAUUUUAAAGAUUUGUUAGGCCAAGAAGCAAGAAAGUAUUCCUAGUAUUCCCAACCAUGAAAAAUAUCGUUCUUUGCACCAAGUGUUGACAAAAUCAUUUUGUUCUCCUGCCUCUUCUUUUUAAAGGUGUUUGAUGAUUAAGUGGGGUCACUGAAUUCCAUUUGUGGACUGAAAAGUAUUCAAUCCACUUUUGGGGUUCAGGGAUAAAAAAUUUUUUCCCAAGUAGCUGGGGCUCUUCCAUUUUGCAGAUAAGUCAAUCAACACUAAAGGAGGCUAAACUAUUGAUGAAUGAGAGACUCCCUGACUGCUCAGAUGAGCCUGGCCACACUGAAAGGGCACCUACAGGUCAGUUUAGCUACCUCCUGUCUUUCCCAUGCAAAGCUGACAGCACAGUUGUCUUUGGACUUGUAGACCUCUUGGAUUCCAGGUGUGAUGGAGUAAAGUGUGGGAUUGUUGUUUUGCUGGGAUGCAAAUAACUAAAUGCUUUGGUGGUUAAUUGCUAAGAGUAAAUACUACUUUAGCCAUCCAAGGCCACCUUCUGCAGCAAAAGGCUUUUGUGGAGAACCUUUUAUGUUCCCAACCACUUUUUGAAUGGUGUGCCAUUUAAAACUCCAGGCCAGAUCCUAUUAUAACCAACUCUCAGGAUUUACAGUCUUCAGUUGUACUAGAAUUUUGUUUUUAUCCAAUACCCAUUAAAUAAGUGGGCCACUUAGGAAGAUUCAAAAUCUUGGUUAUUACAUGAAGUUUGUUAUAUUCAUAUUUCUUGUCAACAGUAUUGAAAUGUAAUAUCUAUGUGUUCAUGUAUGAAAAUUUUUACUCCACACAGGUGUUUCAGUAGAGUGGGGCAGGAAAAGAGAUCUCUUCAAUUUCUCUCAGGCCUGAGGCUUUUGUGAAAUGUGUCACCCGCAGUGACAGUAGGUUUUGAUGCUAGUGAUCUUCAGAUCUUUCUCUCUGGAAAUGUGCAGAGAGUGUCAGUUUCCCAAGUUCUGAGGUAGCUCUCAGCCCAGAUGUGAAAUGGGAGCCUACCAGCUGGUAUAGAAGGGAAUGGGUAGGAGGCACUGGGUGCUGACUCAUGCAGCACUGUCCCUUUUCUAUACUGCUGAUACAUCCCAUGGUUCUGAGAAGCCUUAUCUCAGUCUGUUUGGAAGAGAGGCAGGAAGAGAAGGAAGUAACCCAAAGUACUACUCAUUUAUCCUUGUAUAUUGAUUGUUAAAGGGAUAAUUAAUUUUAUGCUGAGGAGAGUUUGACGGAUUUUGAAAAUGAAUAAAGGCAAAAAAAAUUCUUUUAGCCUUUAUUUUGCCUUUGGGAAUUUUACAGAGUCAAAGUAGGCAGAAUAAGAAAAUAGUUCUUCAGGAGGGCCGACCCUUAAAGAACUUCAGCAUAGUUUUGGAAUUGUGGGGAAGAGAAGAGUGACUGAGCUGAGAAGUAAUAAUAGAAGAAUAAAGGCUUGAGUAACUUGGAACUGAAAAUGUUCUCUUUUAAAAAGAAAUUAAAUCAGACACCACAUGGUGGUGUCCUUGGAUCUCACUGUACAGAAUUAGCAGUGUAUAACCAUCUUCCCUUUGCAUCUUGUUCCAAUUCUCUCCUCUUUCCUUUCCAUUCUGCUUUAAGCUCAUGUGUCAGGCAGGCUUUACCAGAGUGUCAGACAUUACCUAAAACACAUACAUUAGCCAUGCUGCUGGUAUGGAGAAAUUCCACACCAUGAUUAUUAGCCUCCUUUAAGCUUGAAAUUGAAUGGGAUUUAACCAUUCUAGGCAACACCCCUGAAGGGCAUACCUAACCUCAAUAGUGUUGGCUUUUUAAACAUAUGUUUGUAUGGUAGAGAAACUUUGUAAAAGAAGAAUCCAAGAGAAGUUUGUGAGGAUCCUGCAAACCCAGGCCCACUCACUUUGCUCCAAUUCUUUCUAGUCUCUUGUAGAUCUAACGGGUCUGGGAUAAAAACUUUGAAAAGUGUCAAUAUUCCAUGUAUGCCGCUGAAAUGAAGUUAAGUUUGGAAAGAAGUGAUACCUCUAGACUGGGUUUAUAUUAAUCUGGGAUAUAAAUGAAGAAGAUAUACUAAUAGAACUCCCUGCUUUUAAUUGGGGAAUAGGGCUUUAAGAAUUUUGACCUCAACUAAAAGUGAUAUGCAAUAGUCUAUGUUUGUGUGUGUUUGAAAUACAUUCUGUUCUCAGAGAUUUCUACAUUCUCACGUUCUAGUGAUUUGGGGCAUGGGCUUAAUAGCAGAUGUAUGGCGUAUUCCUGCAUUAUUCUGAUUCACCCUUAAAGCCCAGUUCUUGCUGUCUUCUACCAGGGGCUGCUGACUCCAGUUACCCAUGGAAUGCAGGACCUGGGAGGGGUAGCAAUUAAGAUCUUUCAAAACUCUUUGGAUCUAAGCAUUUGUCUCUCCUUAAGUGCCAGUCACAAUUGGAUAUGGAAGGACUGUGAUUUCUGCAAUGAACCCAAACUUUUAGAGUAAAAAGCCAAAUCUUUUUUAAAUUAUAAGAAAGAAGGGAAAAAAGAGAAAAACUCAAGUCUAUUACUUGUAGAGUCCAAUUCUUAGCAAUGGAGUCCUUCUAGGAUUCUAGUUUGGGCUUUGUCUGGAUUUGCUUUUCUCAAUUGUGCUUUGAAGUGAAUAAGCUUUGUUACAAAUUAAUUUUUUAUUAGUUCCAAUAUUAGCUGGAGUUAACUUGAAUUGAUUGUAUGUAGCACAGCACUUUUGCAGUAAGAUUGGUGUGAAAUACUAAACACUAUGGAUUUUGUAGGUGUCAGGUUAAAUGGUCAAGGGAUACCUACAUUAAGUUAAUAUAUUAGGUAUUGAUGACCUCACUUCUUUUCUGUUCCCCUCUACAAAACACUUACCUAACCCAGCUUGUGGUUUUAGGACAGCCAAAGCUCACUGUUGUUGGUUAGUCCUGAUCACUACACGGGUCUCAUAUAUGAGACUUGUUUGAAUUUUGGUAAAUUGGAGCAUGUUGGUUGGUAUUACACGGCAGCAUUUUGAAUGAGUGCAGCUCUGUGUCUGUCAGAAAGGAGAGAUAAGACUACUUUGAAGGGAAUUAAAUAUGUGAGUCUUCUUUUUAAUGGUGCUUUUUGUAACCUUUAAUGAUGAGGUACAGAGCUGCUUUUCAAUAUUUCAUAAAGGAGUGGCAGACAAGAGUGGAUUUUAAAGCUGUUCUUCAAAUGUAAUUUGUCACUGGACUCUGACACACCUGGAAAUUAUAUGAUAUGACAUACAGAAAUGUUGUGGGUUUUUUCCAUAAAACUGUUUAAUAAAAGUAUUAUAUAGCAAUAA